AUGUCUUACGCUUACCUUUUCAAAUACAUAAUCAUCGGAGACACUGGUGUCGGGAAAUCAUGUUUUCUUCUGCAGUUCACUGACAAGCGCUUCCAGCCUGUGCAUGACCUAAACAUUGGUGUUGAAUUUGGAACUAGAAUGAUAACUAUUGACAGCAAGCCUAUAAAGCUGCAAGUAUGGGAUACGGCUGGUCAAGAAGCAUUCAGAUCUAUUACAAGGUCAUAUUACAGAGGAGCUGCUGGUGCACUUCUAGUCUAUGAUAUCACUAGGAGAGAAACUUUUAAUCACCUUGCUAGCUGGUUGGAAGAGGCGAGGCAACACGCAAACGCGGACAUGACAAUUAUGCUUAUUGGCAACAAAUGUGAUCUCUCUCACAGAAGAGCUCUUAGCACAGAGGAAGGGGAACAAUUUGCCAAGGAGAACAGCUUGAUAUUCAUGGAAGCCUCUGCAAGAACUGCUCAGAACGUUGAAGAGGCAUUUAUAAAUACAGCAGCAACAAUCUACAAGAGGAUCCAGAACGGUGAUAUUGAUGUAUCAGAUCAGUCUAAGGGAAUAAUAAUUGGACCCCGGGAGAUUCCUGGGCUACCUUUUGGUAGAGAUGGACCCUUUUCCCAAGGAACAGGCUGCUGCGGUUAA
Messenger RNA from Papaver somniferum (opium poppy), 636 nucleotides. Its product is annotated as ras-related protein RABB1c-like. The transcript is spliced from 6 exons. The record is from RefSeq and is a predicted model, not a curated record. Gene Ontology annotation, cellular component: Golgi apparatus. The coding region runs from base 1 to 636 and encodes 211 amino acids. NCBI's taxonomy places the organism in Eukaryota, Viridiplantae, Streptophyta, Magnoliopsida, Ranunculales, Papaveraceae. Gene Ontology annotation, molecular function: GTP binding; GTPase activity.